Molecule: messenger RNA, 2077 nt
Organism: Empidonax traillii (willow flycatcher)
Lineage: Eukaryota; Metazoa; Chordata; Aves; Passeriformes; Tyrannidae
Gene: CARD19
Product: caspase recruitment domain family member 19
Exons: 6
Coding region: 174-683 (169 amino acids)
Biological process (GO): regulation of apoptotic process
Cellular component (GO): mitochondrion
Source: RefSeq, a predicted model, not a curated record
GUCUGAAGGCAGUUCCUUGCGUGGUUUGGAGAGAGAUUUCUCAGAAUUAGAGAAAAGCCAAAAGAUUUUAGAAGAGAGAAGGGAGAUACUGGAAGGAUGAGAUACAUUUGCUCUGCUUCCAUUGAGCUGGUGUUGAGCUUGAUCAGUCAUAUUCUCAUCGGCUGCAGCACGACAUGUAUUUCCUUACAAGCACCAGCCGGCUGAAUGAGCAAGUGGUUGAUAAAAUUAUUCUUCAGCUUAACAGAGUCUAUCCCCAAAUUCUUACCAAUGAAGAAGCAGAAAAGUUCAGGAAUCCAAGGGCAUCACUCCAUACCAGACUCUCAGAUCUGUUAAAACACCUUCAAAAGAAAGGAGACAGACACUGUCAGGAGUUUUACAGGGCUCUGCAGAUCAAUGCUGAACAGCUGUUUAAUGACCUGCCAAGUAGGAAGAUCUUGAAAACCCCAGAUCCCACAGAGAUAGACACUGGCAAGGAGCAAUAUAUGCUAAAUGACAGGGGCCCGGUGUUCUUCCUGGCCUGUUUCAGCGUGGCUGCAGGACUUGCCCUGUUUUGGUAUUGCUGUAACUCAGAUACAAAAGUCGUAGGAAGAGCCAGGAGAAUCUUGGGCUUUUCUCCUAUUAUCAUAGGAAGACAUGUUAGAAAUAUUUGUAUGUUGUAUCUGGAAGACAUAUCAAGAGAUUAAGGAAGAGCUGCCUCCUCGCUUGUCUGUACAGUAACCUGCCAAGGGAAGCCAACGGUGCAUAAAUAUUAAUCUCCUGUACUCAUACCAAAGAUUUUAUUAACUAGCUUCAUCAAUAAUUGCCUUGCCUCCAGAUGUAUUCAGAAUUUCAGCUAUAAAUGUCUUUCCCUCUGGGAACAGACCAUUUAUUUUUGUAAAUGCUUAUUUUAAAAUAUUUAUCGUUGGGAUAAAAAAAGGUAUUUUUUAAUACGAGCUUUAAAAGGAUCUCCUAAGUGAGGGUCUAAAGCCAUGUUUGCAAAUGUGUUUUGUACUGGAAUGAAGGAUCACAACUGUUUGAAGAAUGCUAGCCUGCCUUUCGUGGUAAUUAAUUUAAGAGAAGUACUUGAAACAAACACAUGCACUCAAAGCCUUACUAAGAAAUGGAUCUCCAUUUCUGGAACUGUUUUGUCUGGAUCCUUUGUACUCCCUGCCCUGAGCUCAGGUGUAAAAAGUUUAUGGGUGCCAGUUCCCUUUGUGUCUGCUUUGGAUUCCCUGCCGGUGCCUCAUCCCAGCCUGUUCCUGGUCACACCCUGCUGGCCCUGGUUUGGAUGCCCUGCACUGGUUCCCAGCCCACAGAGGGUCCCAGGGACUGGAAUGUCUGGCCUGAAGCACUUCAGACUCCCAAGAAGAUGUUUAAGGUUUCUUUAGCUCUGCCUUUCCCAGUGAAGGGCUUUGCACUCUGUGUGUCUGAGAAACGGAACUAAUCCAAGAUACUUUGCAGUGACUUAAGUGCCACGACAUGGGGCUUUUUCAUGGCCAGAAAUACUUGAAGAGCCUGGGGUUGUUCAUAUGCCACGUGGUGAUGUUGUGUUUUUCUCUUCUGUGAGUUGAAACCCGAGAAACUUGCAGAAACCACUGUAAGGUAAAAUUCCUGAGGGAGAGGCAGGGAGUUGGGCUGCAAGUGAAGCAGCUUGGGGUUUCUCAGCUUGCUCCUGCCCCAGUCAGUGCCAAGGGCUGUGGAGAGUUCCUCAGUUACUGCUCAAGAGCAGCAGGAGCUUGGGGAGACCACGGUCCUGUAACCUGGUGAGAAAGACACUUUUGUGGCUCUUCAGUCAGUCAGGAAAUUUCCAGAUCGAAUCAAAUGUCAUCUGAAUGAACAGCUACAGCACAAGGUACCAAGCACUGCAGGAUCUCAUGUGAAAUUUUCGGUCAUUUGGAGUGUUUUUUUCGAAGCAGACUGAAAAUUGUCUUUCAGCUUUAAACCUUAAUCAUGCUAUUAAAAUGUCAUCAUCAGGGAUUUUUAUAUGGGUAGAUAGUGAUAGGACAAUAGGAAAUGGUUUUAAACAGGCAGAGGGCAGGGUUAGAUGGGAUAUUGGGAAGAAAUUCUUGGCUGUGAGGGUGGGGAGGCCCUGGCGCAG